Molecule: messenger RNA, 2673 nt
Organism: Podarcis muralis (Common wall lizard)
Lineage: Eukaryota; Metazoa; Chordata; Lepidosauria; Squamata; Lacertidae
Source: RefSeq, a predicted model, not a curated record
CACCCACCCACCUCCCUAGCCUCCUGGGGGGCCCGAUCCUGGCUUGCAGUGGUUUGGUGACCAGGGUUUGGUUCGUAGCAGAAAAACAGGAUCGCGAGCGAAAUUGCAGAAACAACAUUCCUAUGGUUUUGCUCGAAGGAUGUUCCCUCAAAACCGGCCACCGGGUCACCUGCAGGCAGCACCCGUGGUCACUGCCGCCGCGACCAGCGUCGUCUCGACUGCCCCCCAGUCCCUGAAGCUGACCUACCCGGAGAUUUUGGACCGGAUCAAGGAGGAAUUCCAGUUCUUGCAAAACCAGUACCACAGCUUGAAACUGGAAUGUGAGAAACUCGCCACGGAAAAAACAGAAAUCCAGAGGCAUUAUGUCAUGUACUAUGAAAUGUCCUAUGGUUUGAACAUUGAAAUGCACAAACAGACGGAGAUUGCCAAGCGACUUAACGUCAUCUGUGCUCAGCUCAUCCCGUUUUUGUCCCAGGAGCAUCAACAACAAGUGGUUCAAGCGGUCGAACGGGCGAAGCAGGUGACUAUGGAGGAAGUGAAUGUUUCCAUCGGGUUAAACAGCCUCCUGUUGCCAGAUACGCUGUCCAACGGGGAGCGAAUGCGAGCCAUUUCGGAGUAUCUGAACAGCAGCAAAAAGAGGAAAACAGAGGAGAAGGAAUAUGCCACAGAUUACGGCAGCGACGGAGACAAGAGCGAAGAAAAUUUGGUGGUUGACGAGCUUUGUGAUCCCUCCUCGCCCCACAGCGUCAAUUCCUUCUCCUCCCGGGAAAACGGGGUUGAUAAAAUCUCCCUGCAGAGGAAGGAAUCCAUGCAACUCAGCCCCACAUCUUGCAGUUCCUCCCCACCCCGGAUCACCAAGGAGGUGGUCACGGUAGAGAAAGCAGGCACCCCCGGUUUGAAGUCCAGCACCCCGACUUCCCAAGGCGAAGGGACAGCGCCGGGAUCCUCCAGCAGCAGCACGCCCCAGCUUCGUCCAGGGGUCGCGAAGCAGACGGUGGAAUCUCUCGCCCUGAGCCUGCGAAAUCCACUCACGGUCCAGAGCUCCUACCAAGCCGCCUUCAACGUGGCGCAUGCGUCCGUCAACGGCGACAUGGCGAGCGCGGGGCCUUACGCGGGGCUGCACUUGGUAACCCCCCAGCUCAAUGGGGCGGCGGUCGUGGGGGCCGCCAGCUACGGGCGCUCCCCUCUGGUUGCCUACGACCCUCACUCUCACCUGCGAGUCCCGGGAUUGUCGACAGGGAUGCAGACAGGUGUGGCUUCAGCAAAGCCAGCGUACUCCUUCCACGUCAGCUCCGACGGGCAGAUGCAGCCGGUGCCCUUCCCUCCCGACGCCCUCAUCGGCUCGGGCAUCCCUCGCCACGCCCGCCAGCUCCACACCCUGACGCACGGGGAGGUGGUCUGCGCCGUCACCAUCAGCAAUUCCACGCAGCACGUCUACACGGGGGGCAAAGGCUGCGUGAAGGUGUGGGACGUGGCCCAGCCGGGCGCAAAGACCCCCGUGGCGCAGCUGGACUGCCUGAACCGAGAAAACUACAUCCGGUCAUGCAAGCUGCUCCCCGACAGCAGAAGUUUGAUCGUGGGUGGGGAGGCCAGCACUCUCUCCAUAUGGGACCUGGCGGCGCCGACUCCCCGGAUCAAGGCGGAGCUGACGUCCUCUGCCCCGGCCUGCUAUGCCCUCGCCAUCAGCCCCGAUGCCAAGGUCUGCUUUUCCUGCUGCAGCGAUGGCAACAUCGUGGUCUGGGACCUGCAGAACCAAACCCUUGUUAGGCAGUUCCAAGGCCACACGGACGGCGCCAGUUGCAUCGACAUCUCGAACGACGGCACCAAGCUUUGGACGGGAGGCCUGGACAACACCGUGCGGUGCUGGGACCUCCGCGAAGGGCGCCAGCUCCAGCAGCACGACUUCACCUCACAGAUAUUUUCCCUGGGUUACUGCCCCACAGGGGAGUGGUUGGCAGUCGGUAUGGAGAGCAGCCACGUCGAGAUCCUUCACGUCUCGAAGCCCGAAAAGUACCAGCUCCACCUCCACGAGAGCUGCGUCCUCUCCCUCAAGUUCGCCUCCUGCGGCAAAUGGUUCGUGAGCACUGGGAAGGACAACUUAUUGAACGCCUGGAGGACGCCCUAUGGGGCCAGCAUAUUCCAGUCCAAGGAAUCCUCGUCGGUCCUCAGCUGCGACGUUUCCACCGACGACCAGUUCAUCGUCACCGGUUCCGGAGACAAGAAGGCGUCCGUCUACGAAGUGAUGUAUUGAGGACAAGCCGGCCUCCUCGCCGAAAGAGAGAGGGGCAGAUGAGCCCCACAGUGUCUCCCCACCCCCCCAGCCAAAGAAUACACUUAAACUUAGCCUGGAGAGUGAAGUUGGACCUCCUUUCUCCUGCUAAGCACGUUCCUUUAGUGGAUGAGGGUUUCUGUGUGUGCCUGCGUUUGGGGAAAGAGACGCGGAUUUCAGAAAUAGGACUCUACUGCUGCUUUUAAUUCUCCCCGAUCUGAUUUUUUUAUUUUUAUUUUUUUCCGGUGGGGUCAAGAGGGAGUAGGGUUGUCUCUUUCCCCCCGCAACUCACUCUCUCCUUAAUUGUGUGUUCAAAUCUAAACUGUUUCUUGUGUGUUUUGAUCUCUUUUUUUUAGAAUCUUUAAAAUAAAAACAAAAACGGGAUGGGUUGUUUUGUGGCACAA